Molecule: messenger RNA, 893 nt
Organism: Poecilia latipinna (sailfin molly)
Lineage: Eukaryota; Metazoa; Chordata; Actinopteri; Cyprinodontiformes; Poeciliidae
Product: nucleobindin-2
Exons: 6
Coding region: 156-842 (228 amino acids)
Cellular component (GO): endoplasmic reticulum-Golgi intermediate compartment; extracellular exosome
Molecular function (GO): calcium ion binding
Source: RefSeq, a predicted model, not a curated record
UGUUUAGGUUGUGGCUACCUGAGGCUUGUAUUGGUGGUAGGUAGAUGACGGCUGUCAACAAGCUCCGAUGAAUCUCAGGCUGUGCGAAGAGCACUGAACGGUGGAAGCUCGGUGAGGAAUAAGAAGAGGAACUACACGUAACAAGUGUUUGACAAAUGGUGAGGAGAAGAGCCUUGGCCCACUGCGGGCUGGUGCUGCUCAGUUGGUGGUUGUGCAUCCACUCAGUGCCUAUCAGUGUGGAGAAGGCCAAAGACAAGCCAGAGGUGGAGCAGCUGGAGCCACCGGAGAGCGCCGACACCGGUCUGCACUACGACCGCUACCUCAGGGAAGUCAUCGAGUACCUGGAGAAAGACCCCCACUUCAGAGAAAAGCUGAAAAACGCCAACAUGGAUGACAUCAAGCAAGGCAAGCUCUCCAAAGAGCUGGACUUUGUUCAACACAAUUUCCGAAGCAAACUGGACGAGCUGAAGAGGGAGGAGAUGAACCGGCUGCGGUUGCUAAUCAAAGCCAAACACGACCUCCGGGAGGGGAAUGGGAACACAAUGGACCACCAGGCCCUGCUGAAGCAGUUUGAGCACCUCAACCACAUGAACCCACACACUUUCGAGGUGGAGGACCUGGAUCGCCUCAUCCAAUCGGCAACAAAGGAUCUGGAAAACUACGACAAGGAGCGCCACGAUGAGUUCAAGCGCUAUGAGAUGAUGAAGGAGCAUGAGAGGAGGGAGCGCUUGAAAACGAUGAGCGAGGAAGACAGGAAGAAGGAGGAGCAGCACUACGAAGAGAUGAAGAAGAAGCAUGCCAAUCAUCCCAAAGUUAACCACCCUGUAAGACACCCACUUUGAACAUGGAUAUUUAACAGUACUUGCAACAUAAAGUACAAAGAAUCAAUCUGC